AUAAAAAUAAUAUUAAAUAAUUAUUUAAAAUGCAAAAAGUUUUAAUUGUAUUCGCUGCUCUUAUAGCAAAUUGUUUGGCUAAGCUACCUUCUGUUAUAACCCCUUGCCAUCGUAAUGAUCCCGAGUUAGAAAAAUGCAUUAUCGAUGCAGUUUAUAUGUUACGACCGUUGUUUGCAAAAGGUGAUUUAGGUGAUGGUUAUCAUGUACCUCCAUUGGAGCCGCUAUUAUUAGAGAAUAUUGAGAUGCACCGUGGCAGACAAUUUCAAGCAGAAUUCAGUAAUAUUGAAGCACGUGGAGGAAGCAAUUUUGUGAUUGAUAAACUCAGAGCAAAUGCAUCGGCUAUAAUGUAUGACAUAUCUCUAACUUUACCAAAAGUUGAAUUUGUUGGAAAAUACUUCAUGAAGUUGAAUAUACUUUUAUUAGAUAUACAAGGAAAGGGUGAUAUGCGUGGACAAUUUGAAAAUGGUAAGGCUGUAGUGAAAAUGCGUGGUACUCGUUAUGUGAAGAAUGGCGUUGAAUACGUGAAGUUUACUAAAAUGCCUAUGCGUAUUACCAUUGAUAGCUUCAAAUUGCAUUUGGAUAAUUUAUUUAAUGGAGACAAAGUUCUAGGUGAAGUCGGAAAUAAUAUAAUUAAUGACAAUCAGGACUUGUACUUAAAUGAAAUCAUACCAGGUUUGGAGAAGAGCUUGUCUCAAAAGUUUCUGGCUGUAGCUAAUGAAAUAUUGGCAACAGCCACUUUUGAUGAAAUGUUUCCAAUAUAAUGCUUCAGUUUAAGAUGUUUAUCUUAAGAUAUUUAAUAAUAAGUUUAUUGUUUAAGAUAAUUAGUUAUGUAAUUUAAACUAAUAUUGAAAUUAAAAUGAA
Messenger RNA from Teleopsis dalmanni, 861 nucleotides. RefSeq names its product protein takeout-like. Lineage: Eukaryota; Metazoa; Arthropoda; Insecta; Diptera; Diopsidae. The record is from RefSeq and is a predicted model, not a curated record. The transcript has 4 exons. Bases 30 to 761 code for a protein of 243 amino acids.